Molecule: messenger RNA, 312 nt
Organism: Moesziomyces aphidis
Lineage: Eukaryota; Fungi; Basidiomycota; Ustilaginomycetes; Ustilaginales; Ustilaginaceae
Source: the annotation of a GenBank genome assembly
AUGCCGGUCCGACCCAACGCACGCGUGCUGCGCGACAUGGCCACACGCCAGGCCGUGCAGUCCAACGAACUCGUGCGUCGCGCGUUCAAGUACAUCGCACGCAACACCACCUUGCCGCAAAAGGUGCGCCACCAGGCACAACUUCAGCUCAACCAGUUCCCCAACAAGACCCGACCCGUCAGCGUCUCCAAUCGCUGCGUAGAGACCGGCCGAGGCCGCGGCAUCAUCUCCGAGUUCGGCCUGUGCAGAUACCAGUUCCGCAUGAAGGCGCUAGCAAACGAGCUGCCCGGCGUCAAGAAGGCUUCGUGGUAG